Molecule: messenger RNA, 4836 nt
Organism: Sparassis crispa
Lineage: Eukaryota; Fungi; Basidiomycota; Agaricomycetes; Polyporales; Sparassidaceae
Product: Retrovirus-related Pol polyprotein from transposon TNT 1-94
Exons: 4
Coding region: 1-4836 (1611 amino acids)
Biological process (GO): DNA integration
Molecular function (GO): nucleic acid binding; zinc ion binding
Source: RefSeq, a predicted model, not a curated record
AUGUCUCUAUACCCGCCGAUAUCUCAGGCCAGCUCCAAAGCUGAGUCGAAGCGCCUCUACGAUGUCCCGUUCCUCGAAAGCAAUGGCGGAAACUUCCAGACGUGGAAGUACCGCACGACUACCAUCCUCCGGUUGCGUGGUCUCUAUUCGCUCAUCGACGGCACCGAAGCCGACCCCGGAACAGUGGAUACUAUGAAGAAGGCGGAGUGGGAUGUCCGGAACAAUGAGGCUCUCGCGCAGAUCACGUUGACGCUCAAGGACGAGCCGCUUAACGGUGUGAUGUACUCGAUGACGGCACAGGACGCUUGGGAGAAGUUGAACAGACGUUACGAGGGCAGAGGCAAGCAAACCUUAGCCUAUCUCAUCAGCGACCUUUUCCGCAGCACACUUAGUGACGAGUCGCCGCUAGAGCCGCAGCUCAACACGAUGCAGCAGAAGGCCCACAUCCUCGAGACACUCGGGCUAACGCUAGACGACACGCUCAUCGCCAUCGCUAUGGCUAUCUCCCUUCCUCCAUCCUAUUCAACCCUUCGCACUAUCCUUAUGGCCUCUGACUUGAAACUCACAGUCGAGAAGGUCGUCAAUGAGGUCCUUAGCGAGGAGAAGCGACGUGGCGAGACGACCGCAGCAUCUGCGCUCAUUGCGAAGCAUGCUGAUACCAAGUCGAAGUCGAAGGGGAAGGACAAGGACAAGAAGAAGAAGGGCAAGUGCGCUUUCUGUGGCUACACUGGUCACACGAAGGACGACUGUCGGAAGUUCAAGGCGAGCCAGGUGGAGGGCGCCACAGCGAAGGGCGACAAGAAAGCUGAGAAGGCUGCUGAUGCAAAGGAAUCUGCGAAGAUUGCCAGUGUCGGUGAGGCUGACUCCGAGACGCUCCGCCUCUUCGUUGCUGAGGAGUUGGCACGUGGUGAUGACCUCCACCGCUGGAUUGUUGAUUCAGGAGCUUCCUCCCACAUGACAUCUCACCGCGAGUGGUUCGUAAACUACCGUGCCCUCGCUACACCCAAGCGUGUUUACCUCGGAGAUGAGCGCUUUAUCCUCGCCGUUGGUAUCGGUCAGGUCACACUCCGUGCAGCAGUCGACCAUGGCUCAACGAACACUGGCAUUGUGCAGGAAGUUCUCCAUGUCCCAGAUCUCAAUGGCAACCUGCUCUCUGUCUCGCAGUUUGACCGCAACAGCUACGAUGUUAGGUUCGCUGAUGGUACGUGUCGCAUCAGCAAUGCCCAGGGCCGACUUAGCGCCAUUGGGUACAUGCGGAGAAAUCUCUAUGUUCUCGACGUGACCACGCAGCUCCCCGAGCGUACCUACAUCCUGCAGGCAAAAGAUCUCCCUCCCUCUUACGAUGACUCCAUGGAUGAUCCCCCACUCCACGCUUUUGUUGCUAAGGAGACAACAUCCAGUGCGAGUGCUCAGGUCUGGCAUCGCCGCCUUGGUCACAUCUCCGUAGACUCCGUGCUGAAGAUGGUGCGAAAGGGAAUGGUCAAGGGCAUGUCGAUCGUCGGAGAAAAGGUGAGUAACGUCACCUGCAAGCCCUGUCUCCAUGGCAAGCAGACACGCCAGCCAAUUCCGAAGGAGUCGGAUGUCGAGAAUCCCCGCGUUCUCCAUCGCACCUACUCCGAUGUCUGUGGUCCCAUGCAGACUCAGACGCGGUCCGGCCACCGCUAUUUCAUCACGUUCAUCGACGGACACACGCACCACCUUGUCGCCAACCUCAUGAAGACGAAGGAUGAAGCGCUUUCACACUUCAAAGCUUUUGUUGAACGAGCUGAGGUCGAGACCGGGCAGCGUGCCAAUAUCCUGCGGACUGAUGGCGGCGGUGAGUACGAGUCGAAGGAAUUCGAAGCGUACCUAAAGGAGAAGGGCAUCCACCACGAAAAGACGAAUGCCUACACUCCACAGGAGAAUGGCGUUUCCGAGCGGAUGAACCGCACCAUCGAGGAGAUGGCCAGGAGCAUGCUCAAUGACGCUGGACUGCCGAACACAUACUGGGGUGAUGCUGUGUUACAUGCAGUACACAUCCUUAACUCUGUUCCAACCCGCACUCUCCCUGACAACCUCACACCACACGAGGCCUACACCGGAAACAAGCCGAGCGUGGCGCACCUCCGCGUUUUCGGCUGCAAAGCCUAUGUCCACGUUCCGAAGGAAAAACGUCAGAAACUCGACUCGAAAACGUUCGAGUGCACGCACCUGGGGUUUGCCGCAAAUCGCAAGGCCUACCGUCUGGUUCACAGAGCGACCGGCCGCAUCGUCGAAUCCCGCGACGUGUAUUUCGACGAAGGCACCGAAGUCGCACCCAGUCGCGUCACAAUUGACGUCACACCUACGCAGGAGGCGCCCGACGCGCGGCCGCAGCUGCCGCCGUCUCCGCGCCCGCCAAGGCCCACUGUCGAAGAUGUCCCAGAUGAAGAUGAGGACGCACCUGCACUCCUGGAUGUGGACGACAGCGACGACGAGGAUGACGAUGACAACGCGGAUGAGGACAGCGACGACGACGUUCCACUGCCCGAAAUUAGGCGCCGGCGUCACGCCGCGCGCGCCGCGCAGCCACCACCACCUCCUCCCCCGGCUCCGGAACUGCGCCGUUCAGGUCGAACGCGCACGGCACCGGUAGCGGCCGAUGAUGACCGCUAUUUCGUGUCCUCCUACACACGGAAACCGAAGGGCCAGGAUGAUGUGGGUGGAGUGGGCGCUGAUGCCGCAGCGGCAGACUCGGAGAACGCAGAGGAAGUGGGCGAUGCAGAGAAUGCUCACAAAGCCACAAGCUGGGAUGAACCACAGACCUACGAGGAGGCGAUGUCACGCCCCGAUGCUGCGCGCUGGAAGGCUGCGUGCGCAGAGGAGCUACACGCAUUUGUCAAAGCGGAGCUCUACGACGAAGUGGAGCGCCCACGGAAUCGCAAGGUCAUAGACUGCAAGUGGGUCUUCAAGAUUAAGCGUGGACCGGACGGUGAAAUCGAGAAGUACAAGGCUCGACUUGUUGCCAAGGGCUUUACACAGGUUGAGGGCCUCGACUUCAAUGAAACCUUUGCACCCGUCGCAAAGUUCGCUUCUGUCCGAACACUACUUGCUCUUGCUGCCAAGCUCGACCUCGAGAUCCACCAGAUGGACGUCAAAUCGGCAUUCCUGAAUGGUGAUCUUGAUGAGGAGAUCUACAUGAAGGUUCCCCCUGGCUUCCACAGGUCCAACAGCCUCGUCUGGAAGCUGAACAAGGCCCUCUAUGGUCUUAAGCAGGCUGGACGUGAGUGGUACAAGAAGAUCCGUGCUGAGUUCGAGGCGCUUGGGUUCACCCGCUGCCACUCGGACCACAGCGUGUUCUACAAGAACGAUGACGGUAUUCUCCUCAUUAUCGCCAUUUAUGUCGAUGACAUGCUCAUUCUUUCUGACAACCUCACUGCUGUCACCACCCUCAAGGAAGAUCUCAAGUCUCGCUUCGAGAUGACCGACCUUGGCGAAGCACGGUGGCUCCUCGGCAUGGAAAUCACUCGUGAUCGUCCUCGCCGUGUCCUCGAGCUCUCGCAACACCAGUAUGUCGAGAAGUGUCUCGCACAACAUGGUAUGGCCGAUUGCCGCCCGGUCAGCACACCUAUGGCACAGAACCAGAAGCUCGUCAAGCUCUCGGAGGCGGAGAUCGACCCGAAGCCUUACCAGAGCGUGCUUGGCUCUCUCAUGUAUGCAAUGAUCGGGACUCGCCCCGACCUUGCGUUCACAGUGGGCGCGUUGAGCCAGCAUGCUGCAACGCCAGGCAAGGAGCACUGGAUUGCUCUUAUGCGAGCCUAUCGCUACCUGCGUGGGACAGCAGACAAGAAGCUUGUCUAUUGUGGCACUACCAAGGAGAAGGAACCCCUUCUCGGAUACGUGGAUGCAGAUUGGGCAGCGAACGUCAACGACCGUCGAUCGGUCACAGGUUUUGUUUUCCUCAUAUCGGAAGGCGCUGUCAGCUGGUCUUCAAAGAGGCAGCACUCGACGGCGCAGUCCAGCACUGAAGCUGAGUAUAUGGCUGGAGCUCAUGGUACAAAGGAAGCAGUCUGGCUUCGCGCUUUCCUCUCGGAGAUUGGACAGGUUCAGAAGGGCCCUACUCCAUUGCUCAUCGACAAUCAGUCCGCCAUCGCGCUAUCCAAAAAUGCUGCUUUCCAUGAACGCACCAAGCACAUUGCCGUCCGCUACCACUUCAUCCGCGAGAAGUAUGACUCCGGCGAGAUUGAACCUGAGUACGUUCCUACCGGAAAUCAGGUUGCUGAUGUCUUGACGAAGGGGCUUCCUCGUAGUACUGGCGGACGUUCGGACGAUGCACCUCAGUCACUCGUUUGCUAUCGCACGAGACUGAGCUGCGCUUGGUCCCGCUCUAGAUCCGUUAGACAUCCCCUGGACGCCUUCCCCCCUCGCCGCGUACUCGCGAUAGGCAGAACGUCUACUUUCGUCAUCAGAGAGCUCUUGCAGAGUUCAUCUGUCACUCCGCAGAAUCUCCGCCUUCUCGUCCAUUCUUCCAACGCUGUGGAGAAAGUGAGGGCGCAGUUUCCCCAGAUCCCGGAGUCCUCCUUCGUCGUUGGGGAUUAUCUGGAAGCCAGCACCCUCCCGCCCGCAUUUAAGGGUGUGGAUAUCGUCUUCCACAAUGCACCAACGUUCCAUCCCUUGGAGACGGCAAUGGGUAUUACAGUCAUCAAUGCAGCGAAGACGGCGGGCGUGCAGCACUUCGUGUACUGCAGCGUACUGUUCCCAAUCUUGACGAAGCUACUGAAUCACAAGGUCAAGGCGAUCCGUUCCGCAACAAUGCCGCUGAAUGUUUCUUCCAGGAUUUCGGUCAAACCUUCGCAUAGGCAUAGCCAGUCGAUCUAA